This is a messenger RNA of Pararge aegeria (speckled wood butterfly), 377 nucleotides long. Its product is annotated as cuticle protein 16.5-like. The transcript is spliced from 2 exons. Lineage: Eukaryota; Metazoa; Arthropoda; Insecta; Lepidoptera; Nymphalidae. Bases 39 to 377 code for a protein of 112 amino acids. The record is from RefSeq and is a predicted model, not a curated record.
CUUGUAAUCACUCGUGAGCAGUCACCAAAUCAAGCAAAAUGAUCGCCAAAUUUGUCGCUUUCUUCGCUCUCACUAUCGCCGCGACCAACGCUGGAGUGUUGCCGCUCGCUGCCGCACCAGCUGCCCUCGUAGCGCCAGCAGUAGCACCUGCAGCGUACGCCGUGGCUCCCUAUGCCAGCUCCUACUCUGCCCAUGCCGUAAACCACGCAGUGGCUGCCCCUGUCGUCGCUCCCGUUGCCGCUCCUUACGUUGCUGCUCCGGCAGCACAAUACGUUGCUGCUCCAGCAGCACCGUACGUCGCCGCCCCAGCAGCACCUUACUUCGCGGCUCCCGCCCCCUACUUCGCUAGAUACGCUUCCGCUCCCUACUACCUAUAA